UCCGUCCGCCCGCUUCAAUUUCUAUAGCAAUCUAGGCGGGGCUCGGUUUUCAUCCAGGAGGUACCACUGUUAAAAUAAUCCGCAAUGGCGUCCCAACUUCUCCCUCUAGAGUUGAUCGACAAGUGUGUCGGAUCCAGAAUAUGGGUCAUCAUGAAGAAUGACAAAGAAUUCGCCGGAACGUUGCUGGGAUUCGACGACUACGUCAAUAUGGUGUUGGAAGAUGUGACCGAGUUUGAUUACGCCGGCGGUCAGGUGAAGCUUCCCAAGAUCUUGUUGAAUGGAAACAAUGUCUGCAUGUUGAUCCCCGGUGGUGAGGGGCCAGUCGGUAGCGCUUAGGUCAUGAUAUCCACGAUUCUUCCUUGCUAUGUCAAAAACUUUUGAGAAUGAACUUUGAUGAUAUCACAUAGAAAACAAUGUAAUGGCGCAGUUUCAAUUUUUACGUUCAAUUUCUUUUCUCGUGCUCCAAUGUCACUGGGUCACAUCGGGGGUUGUCCUUGCUCUGAUGCUGUAAACAGCUAGGAUUACCUCAAACAGGGCGAAAAAGAACUACUGAUCGAUGUUCUUGAUAUACUGGUCACCCGUCUCCCGGGGUUAGGGACUUUCGCUUGAUCAAAAGACAGUCCCGGAUGAAAGAAUCAGAGGCAUGGGAAAGCAGUAUGGAACUAUUGAUACUUGUUGGAUAUGUUCCUGCAAAAUAGGAAGUGAGCAACGCCCCUAAUAAUAGCUCUCAAUCCGGG
Messenger RNA from Aspergillus sclerotioniger CBS 115572, 737 nucleotides. RefSeq names its product RNA-binding protein LSM5. Bases 85 to 336 code for a protein of 83 amino acids. The transcript has 7 exons. Gene Ontology annotation, biological process: mRNA splicing, via spliceosome. Gene Ontology annotation, molecular function: RNA binding. The record is from RefSeq and is a predicted model, not a curated record. Lineage: Eukaryota; Fungi; Ascomycota; Eurotiomycetes; Eurotiales; Aspergillaceae. Gene Ontology annotation, cellular component: Lsm1-7-Pat1 complex; U6 snRNP; U4/U6 x U5 tri-snRNP complex.